CCCUCAGCGGCUGGAAGGAAGGCCGGGCGCUUCCCGCCCUGCGGCGCCCCUCAGCAUGGCCGGGGCGGCGCUGGGCCCGGCGGGCCCGCCGGUGAAGGUGCUGGCGGCGCAGCUGCGGCGGGCGGAGCGCGGCGCGGGCGGCAGCUGGGAGCUGCGGCGGGCGGCGGCGGGCCGGGCGCCGCUGCCCCUGCGGGCCGUGUGGAUGCAGGGCACCGUGCUGGAGGUGCAGCGCGGCGCCGAAGGCGGCUCGGCCCGGCUGCAGGACGGCAGCGGCGCCUUCACCGUGCUGGGCGUGGAGCAGGUGCCGCAGGGCCGGCCGUGCCUCAGCGCAGGGAAGUAUGUAAUGGUGAUGGGUGUGGUGAGGUCCUGCAGUCCGGAGCCCAUUCUUCGAGCAAUAAAGAUGACAGAUCUCUCUGAAAACCCCAUCCAUAAGAAUAUGUGGAACCUCGAAGUGGAGGAUUUGCACAGAGUCAUCCCCUAAUACUUUUACUUUCUGCCUAAAAGAACUGGAAAUUUGUUUUCUUUUGCUUUUUGGUGCAGAGCAUUGGACUAUUCUGUGUAACCACUCCAAAGUGAGAAGCUGGGCUCAGUUAGGCUUAGGGGCCAGUGCUUGUCUGAUAAUAAUCACAGUUCAUGUCUCCAGUCUCUUUUUCUGCCAGCAUAUUUGAGAAGUGCCUAUUUGAUGUUUGGAUUAAGAUGUGCAUGCUAUUAAAAAGGCUGUAUGUUUGUU
Pyrgilauda ruficollis (rufous-necked snowfinch) is the source of this 730-nucleotide messenger RNA. RefSeq names its product RecQ mediated genome instability 2 (gene RMI2). Gene Ontology annotation, cellular component: cytosol; nuclear speck. Gene Ontology annotation, biological process: maintenance of rDNA; negative regulation of double-strand break repair via homologous recombination; regulation of sister chromatid segregation. Bases 56 to 481 code for a protein of 141 amino acids. NCBI's taxonomy places the organism in Eukaryota, Metazoa, Chordata, Aves, Passeriformes, Passeridae. The transcript has 2 exons. The record is from RefSeq and is a predicted model, not a curated record.